AGCACCGUGAAAGAACAAGCGGAUUCGUUGGCAAACAAGUAUCCCAACACGGUGCCGAUUCAUCUGAAUGUGCAAGAGGCUUCGGAGUCCCUGAAUGCCGUAGUCAAAGAGCAGGACGUUGUCGUGAGUCUCUUGCCGUAUCACCUGCAUCCGAUCGUGGCCAAGUGUUGCAUUCAACACCAGAGAAACAUGGUCACUUCGUCGUAUUGCUCACCUGCUAUGCAAGCAUUACACGACAGAGCUGUGGAUGCCGGGAUCACGAUAGUGAACGAAGUUGGACUCGACCCUGGCAUAGAUCAUUUGCUUGCCAUGGAAUACAUUGACAAUGUCCAUUUGAAAGGAGGCAAGAUUGAAAGCUUCGUGUCCUACUGUGGAGGGUUGCCAGCUCCAGAACAUUCAGAGAACCCAUUGAGGUACAAGUUUUCCUGGAGUCCAAGAGGAGUCCUGUUCAAUGCUCUCAGUGGGGCCAAAUAUGUCUUGGACGGGAAGAUCAUUGAGGUUCCGCCCGGAGCCCUGAUGAGUUCUGCUGAACCCGUCCGGUUCCUGCCGGGUUUUGCUCUGGAAGGAUACCCCAACAGGGACUCUCUCAUUUACCAAGAAAUGUAUGGAAUUUCUGAAGCCAAGACAGUGCUGAGAGGAACAUUGCGAUACUUCGGUUUUGCUGAGACC
Molecule: messenger RNA, 669 nt
Organism: Notodromas monacha
Lineage: Eukaryota; Metazoa; Arthropoda; Ostracoda; Podocopida; Cyprididae
Source: the annotation of a GenBank genome assembly